CCGGUGAGUCAUUCAAAUGACGAUGACGGAUAAAAAUUUUCCAAGCGAACUAAUAAAACUCAAGGGAAGACAGCCGCUACCACAGAACCAUCAAAAUCACAUCAACAAUAUGACUGACACAAGUCCUCGAUCAUUCAAAAAGGAAACAUCGCAAAAGUCGGAAAACAAUACAGGACCCUUCAUUGUAUUAGGCCUGAUAUUUUUAACAUCCUUAGUGGCACUAGCCUUUGUUUACUGGAGUUUUCCCAAGCUGAGACCUGAAGACAAGGCAAGGAUAAAACUUCCAAGAGACAUGGAAGAUGCAAAAGGAUUAGGAAGAGCAUUGUCCAAUUACACAGAUGAAUAUUUUACUCAAGUUCUUCUAGGCUUUGUUGUAAUUUAUAUUUUCUUGCAAACAUUUGCUAUACCAGGAUCAAUAUUUCUCAGUAUUUUAUCAGGAUUUUUAUUCCCUUUUCCUUUAGCUCUAUUUUUUGUUUGUCUGUGUUCCAGUGUAGGUGCAUCAUUCUGUUAUUUAUUGUUUUACCUGGUUGGUCGAAGGCUGGUAAAACAUUAUAUGCCAGAGAGAGUAGAUCAGUGGUGUGAACAGGUUAACCAUCAUCGAGACAACCUCCUAAGCUACAUUAUAUUCUUGCGCAUCACUCCUUUUCUUCCCAAUUGGUUCAUCAACAUUUCUUCUCCAGUGAUAGGUGUCCCCCUUUUGCCAUUUUUUGUCGGCACUUUUGUUGGUGUUGCUCCACCAUCUUUUGGUUUUAUCAGUGCAGGAGUUGAACUGUAUGUUUUAACAACCACAGGGGAUGUAAUGUCAUUCAAGUCCAUCACGAUUGUGGUUGUGUCUGCUCUUCUGUCAUUAGCUCCAGUGAUAUUCAAAAGACAACUUAGGGCAAAGAUAGAAUAAAAUAAAUAAUUUUUAUAAUA
Molecule: messenger RNA, 915 nt
Organism: Pocillopora damicornis (cauliflower coral)
Lineage: Eukaryota; Metazoa; Cnidaria; Anthozoa; Scleractinia; Pocilloporidae
Product: transmembrane protein 41B
Biological process (GO): autophagosome assembly
Cellular component (GO): endoplasmic reticulum membrane
Source: RefSeq, a predicted model, not a curated record